AUGGAGCCUGAAUACUUGUAUGCUAUUGAAUCGGUACAAGACACGGAUUGGCCAAAGUUUUACGCCAUGCCUCAAGAUCGAUGGCCGGAUUCUCUCAAGGACUUGCUGCACGAGAACAAGGAUAAGUUUAUCGUCAAGGACAAUCAAGUAUACCGCUUGAUACUCAAUGGUGACCAAAUUGAGGAACGUCGUUUCGUACUAUUUGCUCGUCGAGCUGAUCUUGUUGCCGAUUUUCACUACUCGGUGGGACAUGCUGCCAAAGCAACGGUGACCGAUCUAAUGACAAAACGUUGGUGGUGGCCACACAUGAGAAAGGAUAUACAAGAAUGGCUUGCAGCUUGCCCUCAAUGCCAACUUGCCGCAAAUGCCGAUAGAAAAACUCAUCAUGCACCAAUGGUACCCUUGGACAUUCCACCUCCUUUUUCUCGCUGGCAUCUGGAUUUCAUUGGUGAACUUCCCACUACGGCUCGAGGAAACAAAUGGCUCUUGAUCGCGGUGGAUUAUGCAACAAAUUGGUGUUGUGCACGAGCUGUCCCUUUCGCUACUGGUGAUGCCAUCGCAGCUUUCAUACAUGAAGAGAUCGUCUUGAAGUUCGGUUGCAUGAAUGAGAUUUUGACGGACCGCGGUUCUAAUUUCAUGUCCAAUGCACUCGCUCAUUACCUGGGACGCAUGAAAAUCAAGCA
This is a messenger RNA of Lichtheimia ornata, 683 nucleotides long. RefSeq lists its product as uncharacterized. The record is from RefSeq and is a predicted model, not a curated record. Gene Ontology annotation, biological process: DNA integration. Gene Ontology annotation, molecular function: nucleic acid binding. The transcript has a single exon. The annotation marks the transcript as partial. NCBI's taxonomy places the organism in Eukaryota, Fungi, Mucoromycota, Mucoromycetes, Mucorales, Lichtheimiaceae.